AUGGAUAACCAGUUGUUUUGCAAAGCGUCAAAGUGUACCUUCCACGUCACAUCAGUGGAAUACCUUGGGAUAAUUGUCUUGGACAAAGGCUUUAGUCUGGAUAAACUCAAAAUCCAGGCAGUUCAAGAAUGGCCUACGCCCACCAAGGUUAAAGAGGUACAAUCCUUCCUUGGAUUUGCCAACUUCCUCCGCCAAUUCGUUGCCAACUUUAGCCACAUGGCCAGACCGCUACACAACCUGGUCAAGAAAGAUACGGCUUGGAAUUGGGGUCCUAAAGAACAAGAAGCUUUCCAGGGGUUAAAGGAUGCUAUUACCAAUGCCCCAGUCCUAUGCCACGCCAACCCUGCAAAACCUUAUUUCCUGGAAACAGACGCCUCAGGUGCGGCCUUAGGGUCUAUACUCAGCCAACGCCAGGAAGACAGACGGUUACACCCCUUAGGAUUCCUGUCAGAAUCGUUCAAGGGAGCGGAACAAAACUAUGAUACCCACAACAAGGAACUAUUGGCUAUCAUACGAUCCUUUGAACACUGGCGUAUAUUCCUGGAAGGAACUGCACACCCAAUCACCGUGUUUACCGAUCACCGCAAUCUGGAGUACUGGAAGGAGUCAAGAACCUUCAACCGUCGCCACACACAAUGGCACCUUCUACUAGCCGGAUACAACUUCCAGAUCGUCUAUUGCCCCGGGAAACAAUCAGGGAAACCGGAUGCACUUUCACGCCGCCCAGAUCACGCCAACAUCCCUCCAACCAACCAAACCAUGCUCCCAGAUCCUGUCUUUGCCAACGUUGCGCUAGUCUUGCCAGAAAAGGAAUUACAACGCCAGAUCAAGCGAUCCCUAGACCAAGACAAGUCCUUGGAAGAAAUCCUCCAAUUCCUCCAAAAUGAAUCAAAGGCACCACCUUCCAUCAAACGGGCAUUCAAGGAUUAUGAAAUGGAAGCCAGGUUGUUAUUCUACCAAGGACAAAUUGUAGUACCAGAUGUAGGCACCCUAAGGACGGACUUACUACGGAUAUUCCACAAUAGCCCCUUAGCUGGACAUCCUGGUAGACAACAAACCUUGGAAUUGGUCUCGCGCAACUACUACUGGCCUGGCAUCCGUGCAGACACUUAUUGGCACGUGGACUCCUGUGAAACAUGUCAACAAAUUAGGAAGCCCAAGUAUGCGUCUAUCCCACCUCAGCCCCUAGAACUCCCGACUAGACCCUGGCAACACGUUUCUUACAACAUGAUCGUGGACUUACCAAAGGACGGAAACCACAACUCAAUCCUGGUCAUAGUAGACAGCUUCACCAAGUAUGGGGUUUUUGUCAAAUGCUCCAAGAAGCUAAAGGCACCUGAGCUAGCGGAGUUGUUCCUGGAACACAUAUGGAAACGCCACGGCAUGCCGGAGAAAACUAUAUCCGAUAGAGGGAGGGUCUUCAACAAUAAAUUCCUGCGGGCCCUGUACAAACGCCUUGGCAUUGACCCACACUUCUCAUCGGCAUAUCACCCCCAGAGCAACGGACAAACAGAACGAGUCAACCCUUCUAUCAAACACUUCCUCAGGGCUUAUUCAGGGGUCAAUCAACGGGACUGGACUAAAUGGCUCCCUAUGGCGGAGUUCGCAUACAACAAUGCCGUACACAGUAGCACGGGUAAAACCCCCUUCAAAGCGCUGUAUGGAUGGGAACCUACCUUAACCCCAUCCAACGUACCUACAGACGUCCCGGAAGCAGAUGAUCUUGCCCAAACAAUGGAAGUUCAAUGGAAGGAGGUGGAAGCCGCCCUCCGGCAAUCUAAGCAACGAAUGACAGCCGGAGAAGAUGGAAGCCCAAUUGAAUUCGAAAUUGGCAAAGAAGCCUGGUUGGACGCCAAGAAUAUUAACCUUAAAACACUAAGUCCCAAACUAACGGAACAACGUCUGGGACCCUUUAAGGUUAUUGAAAAAAUCUCCGACCAAGCUUACCGCUUGGAACUUCCCCCAACCAUGCGGAUCCACAACGUCUUCUAUGUGGGACUCUUAUCCAAGGUCAAGAGGGAUAAGAAGCGUACCUUUGAAAGUCGUCCCCCUCCAGUCACCGUGGACGGGGAAGAAGAAUACAAAGUAGAGGGGAUAACAGACAUGGAGGAAAGGAACGGAGAAUGGUUCUUCAGAGUCAAAUGGAAGGGCUACGGACCAGAAGAGAACACGUGGGAGCCCCGGGAAAACCUCAAAAAUGCGGGGAAAAUUUUGAGAAAAUAUGAAGAAGAAAUGAGAAAAAAGGCCCUUGGCGCUGCCAAGGCCCUUAGAGGGGGGGCAGUGUUGUAG
Molecule: messenger RNA, 2289 nt
Organism: Rhizoctonia solani
Lineage: Eukaryota; Fungi; Basidiomycota; Agaricomycetes; Cantharellales; Ceratobasidiaceae
Product: Retrotransposable element Tf2 protein
Exons: 1
Coding region: 1-2289 (762 amino acids)
Biological process (GO): DNA integration
Molecular function (GO): nucleic acid binding
Source: RefSeq, a predicted model, not a curated record